CAAGGAGGCGGGAGCGCGCCGUGGGUAGAAGUACAGUGCAGAGCCGGCGGCUGGGGGCUUUAGAGGCCAGCCUGUUCCCUGCAAGCAUUCAGCAGGCGGAGCCUCGCGCUUGGAGACCCGGCUUCGUAAAGCUGGCGGCCUCAAGAACCUGUGAAGAGUCAGUUCUUGGUGAAAAAGCAUUGAGACAGGAGCCAGACCCACCUCUUCACUAAUUUGAUAUUGUGCAAGUCAUCUUACCUCUCUGGAUCUCAGUUGCCUCAUCUGUAAAAAGGAGAUAGAAAUUCUUUACCUGUUUGAAGAUGAAGUGGAGGACCAUCCUUCCACAGUGUUGUUUUCUCCUGGUUACGUGUGCACUUACUGCUCUUGAAGCUGUGCCUAUAGACAUAGACAAGACAAAAGUGAAAAGUACUCAGCCUGUGGACAGUGCAAAGAUAGAACCACCAGAUACUGGACUUUAUUAUGAUGAAUACCUCAAGCAAGUGAUUGACGUGCUGGAAACAGAUAGUCAUUUCAGAGAAAAGCUCCAGAAAGCAGACAUAGAGGAAAUAAAGAGUGGGAGGCUAAGCAAAGAACUGGAUUUAGUAAGUCACCAUGUGAGGACAAAACUUGAUGAACUGAAAAGGCAAGAAGUGGCAAGGUUAAGAAUGCUGAUUAAAGCUAAAUUAGAUUCUUUUCAAGAUACAGGUAUAGACCACCAUGCUCUUCUAAAACAAUUUGAUCAUCUAAACCACCUGAAUCCUGACAAGUUUGAAUCUACAGAUUUAGAUAUGCUAAUCAAAGCGGCUACAAGUGAUCUGGAACACUAUGAUAAAGCUCGGCAUGAAGAAUUUAAAAAAUAUGAAAUGAUGAAGGAACAUGAAAGGAGAGAAUAUUUAAAAACACUGAGUGAAGAAAAGAGAAAAGAAGAAGAAUCUAAAUUUGCAGAAAUGAAGAAAAAACAUGAAAAUCACCCUAAAGUUAAUCAUCCAGGAAGCAAAGAUCAACUUAAAGAAGUGUGGGAAGAGGCUGAUGGAUUGGAUCCUAAUGACUUCGACCCCAAGACAUUUUUCAAAUUACAUGAUGUCAAUAGUGAUGGCUUCCUAGAUGAACAAGAAUUAGAAGCCCUAUUUACUAAAGAGUUGGAGAAAGUAUAUGACCCCAAAAAUGAAGAGGAUGAUAUGGUAGAAAUGGAGGAAGAAAGGCUUAGAAUGAGGGAACAUGUAAUGAAUGAGGUUGAUACUAACAAAGACCGAUUGGUGACGCUAGAGGAAUUUUUAAAGGCUACAGAAAAAAAGGAAUUCUUAGAGCCGGAUAGCUGGGAGACAUUGGACCAGCAACAGUUCUUCACAGAGGAAGAACUGAAGGAAUAUGAAAAUCUUAUCUCCGUACAAGAAAGUAAACUUAAGAAAAAGGCAGAUGAGCUUCAGAAACAAAAAGAAGACCUACAACGUCAGCAUGACCAACUUGAGGCUCAGAAGCUGGAAUACCAUCAGGUUGUACAGCAGAUGGAACAAAAAAAAUUACAACAGAUUUCCCCAUCAGCACCUGGUGGAGAAUCAAAGAUCUAGCCACCUGUAAAGUAAAUAAAGAAGAAACUGAAAAAGAGGCAGAGUUAGAUGAUGAUUUUUAUAAUUUUCAUGCAAGAUUUGUGUCUCCUGAAAAAGCUGCUAGAGAAGAUCAUCUUUACCCUUAACCAAGUAUGUCAACUUGAUACUUUAAUGCUUUUGUUUUGUUGGAAUUGAGAGACUAAGGUGUAUUCAGUAAAAUGCAGAGUUCCUGUGGAUGAUAAAAUGGAAGACUGUAAUGACAGCUUGUUUUCAAGGUAUGAGAUUUGAAGGAAAUCAGAAAUUUUCUUUGCUUUUUUUUUCUUUAACACAAUAUCAUUAGCAGAACUUCAGUCUUUCCAUACUGUUUUAAUUAAUCAAUUAGUUAAUGAAAAUGCAACAACUUAGAUCUAAUAAAUGGCAAUUUUUUCCA
Molecule: messenger RNA, 1956 nt
Organism: Bubalus bubalis (water buffalo)
Lineage: Eukaryota; Metazoa; Chordata; Mammalia; Artiodactyla; Bovidae
Gene: NUCB2
Product: nucleobindin 2
Exons: 14
Coding region: 300-1547 (415 amino acids)
Cellular component (GO): endoplasmic reticulum-Golgi intermediate compartment; extracellular exosome
Molecular function (GO): calcium ion binding
Source: RefSeq, a predicted model, not a curated record